Molecule: messenger RNA, 754 nt
Organism: Chironomus riparius
Lineage: Eukaryota; Metazoa; Arthropoda; Insecta; Diptera; Chironomidae
Source: the annotation of a GenBank genome assembly
CGAAGAAGCAAGAAGUUACUUGUAAAUUGAAUUAUUAUUGUGUGCUAAAUUGAUAAAAGAAAAGAACAAAAAAGAACAAAAUGGGAAGAAAGAACGAAAAAAUUUUCUCAAAUAAAACAAAGCUCGUUCAAAAAGAAGAUAAAGUUAUUGAUAGUGAUGGAAAUGUAGUUCGUAAAUAUGAAAUUAAAGAUGAUAGAAUUGAAGAUUCUGACACAUCAAGUAUGGGUAGUGAUCCAGAACAACCACAGAGGGAUAAAAAACAGAAGAUUAAGAAGACCAAAAAUUCAGAAAUUGACAAAAUUGAAAAAGAAAGUGACAGUGAAAGUGGCAAAAGAACUCCAUCACCAUCACAUUCAAAGAAAGGCAAAAAAGGCAAGAAAGGAUUUUUCAGUAAAAUCUUUGGAUGGUUUGAUCAGAAAAAGGAAAUAAUAAGAACAACAACACGAAAGUAUGGAGCGCGUUUUGCGAGAAAUUCAAUGAAAAAAGAAAGCGAUGAAAAGAUCAGUGCUGCAGCAAUUGCUGUUUUAGCCGGAAGAUGAACAAAGUACAAUUUAAUUUUAAUGCCAAUAAGCAUCGACAAUAAGAAAAAGACAUCAUUUUAAACAUCACUAAAUAUGAUUCAAAUUUGGAUGAAAGUUAACUAAGUCAUUUAUGGAUAGAAUACAAAUGUGAUAUUUGAUAUUAGUGACAUUAUGAUACAUAUUGUAAAGCUAUAAAUAUAGAACUAUGUAUUACCUGAUUAACAUUAACAUGC